UAUUUUGAAUAGCUAAAUAUACACUUACUUUGUGUUUCAGAUGUUUAUAAAUUCUCAUACCGUGGUCUGUUUGUUUCUAGUGACAUAGUGAAAGGUUGAAACAUCGAAAUCAAUUAUACGAUUGUGUGCUACACACUUUUGAGUAACAUAGUGAAAGUAACUUGAAGCCCACUAUGAAUACUAGUAGUUUAAUAGAUACGUCUUCAGCAGAAGUGACCAGGGUCAUACCGGAAGAGGAAAUAUUACAAUACUUAUGUCCAUCGCUUCUGAAGCUGGACUACACCUCAAGGAAAGUGAAAGCGGAAGUGGUGUUGGCAGCCUUCACCUUCGUCUCCUUCAUAUUUCUUAUCACACUUGCGAUUUGCAAUGCCUUCCCGGCGUUCAGGGCCCUGGUGUUUAAACACAAGGUGUUCAUGUGUUUGGCUGUGGUCAGGGGCGUGUACGGAUUCUUCGGUCUAAUCGUGGGCGUCUACGCCAUAUUCAAGACCACCAACUUGGACAGGGAUGUUGUCUUCGGGACCACCGCCACCAGCGCCUUCGCCAUGUGUGUUUCGGUCGGCUUCUUUCUUUUCGAGAUCCUAGCCGUCGUCAUCUCCGACAUCGCUUUCGGGACAUUCUCCAGGAUGUUAAUCAUGCACCACAGCCUGGCCCUGACGGCCUACAGCCUGGCCAUCUACUACGAGGCCAAUUACUCUUACGGGAGCAAGGGGAUGAUACUCGAGAUGAGCACUCCUUUCUCCUGCCUGUGUUAUGUCCUCCUGAAAGCCGGCAUGGAGAACUCCAGAUCCUGGUUCGUCAACCAAAUGGUUUUGGUUCACACUUUCCACCUGAGGAGCGUGGUAGAGUGCUACCUGUGGUACGUCACCUAUCAGAACUGGGGUAACAUUUGGCACCACAUGCCAGUGCCCCUCUUGACUCUGCUCUACGCCAACCUCGUUCUGGUCACCUUCUUGAUGACGCCAUACUGGGGCUACAAAAAAACACAGCAACUCUUCAACCCGGUGGAUUGGAAUUUCCAGGAAACAAAAAACACGGACAAGUUAGCAUCCAAAAAGGAAUGAAACAAAUCAGUCUCCGUGACCCGGAAAUGAGACGUAGAUAUUUUUAAUUUACUUUCUUCUGCGUUCUCUUCAGGACUGCUUUAGAAGUUUAAAAAAGCUAGUUCAAAAUAUCACUUAUGGUCCAAACUAAAAAGUGUAACAUUUGAGUGAUGCCGUGUUUUUUUUGUUACUCCUUUUAGAUCUGCUAUGUUGGAACUAAUUACAAAGAGUAAAGGGGACUAACUUUGCUUUAAAACCAGGAAGUUUGUCUAAACAUUUGUUUUGUAUCCCGUUUCCGUACAGACAGUCUACAGUUAGAAAGGAAGUUAAUUUGGAGAAAUUAUCCGAUUGUGAAGUUAUUAUAUUUGUUCUUGAUUGUGUAUUUAUUUUAGGAGUAUUUAGUUAAGUAUGUUCGUGUCUUUUUUUAAUUAUGUGUAACAGGAAAUUAUAACAGUUAAUGUUGUCAUGUAAGUGGUAUCACGUUUGGAAACAUUUACUUACUUGUCAUAAAUAGUUUUGCAUGCAACAGGCUUACAGUUGACUUAAGUGGUCGUAGGGAAAGUACGAGGACGAUAAACUAAAGGUCACGAGUUCGGAUCAUGCCUGUCCUGUAUUGAUUCUUAUUUCAGGCUUGUAUUGGAGAUUGUCUAAGUUUCCCCUCGUCCUUGACUCUUGGUAGCCAUUAUGGGUACAUCAAUAUCUCUACGCUUUGCCAUCUGCGAUUUGAUUUGGAUUGUUUCUGUUACCUAUUUUUCCCCAUCAUACGGACCAUUGUCUCGGGGGAUAUAACUGGUUGAAAUAUACAGCACUAAUGUUGAAUUGGUUAUGUACAUAACUGAUCACUUUAAUGUCAAUGAAACAUUUCAUACAACGAAGGGUUUCCCUCAUCUGGGCCCCAUCCCUUGUCUAUCGAUUCAGAAACCAUAUCAGUAACCUCCCUGAAACUAUUGGGCCUUGGUUGGUAUUUAUAGAUUUUAAUCUCUAUGAAGGCCUAUCUCGUGACUUGCAUCGGACUCGGCGGUGUAAGCAUAAUUUUAUAAUUGAGAUAUUGUAAAGUGUCAUUAAUUGCUGUUUAAUUGGUUAAUGUAUACAUAUAUUUUUUUUAAUUUCUACGAAUAAGAAUUGAACAUGUAGGCAGUGAGAGGGUUUAUUUUGCAAGCCAUUGUUUUUAUUGAGAGUGAUUGGCCGAGUGACUGUGUGUGUGUGUGUUUAUGUUAGUGUGUGGAGCGGAAUGUCAGAAUCUUUCACUGAAAUAAUUUCAUCUUACAGCGAAUCAUUUAGCCUUAAUGCAUUGAAAUAUAUUCAUUUUGAGAUGGUGUUACAAUUAUAAUGUUCAUAUUAUUUGUGAUAUAUUUAGACCAUAGCAAUUAGCAACUGAUACAUAGUGAUACUGGUUUGCAUAAUUGCCUGCAAUAAAUUACAGAUGAAUGAAAAUUGAUUAUGUAUUUAUAUGUAUAAAGAAUACGUCAUUAAAUUGUAUAUGGUCAAUAAACUUUUUAUUAUAAA
Biomphalaria glabrata is the source of this 2546-nucleotide messenger RNA. RefSeq names its product protein CLN8-like. NCBI's taxonomy places the organism in Eukaryota, Metazoa, Mollusca, Gastropoda, Planorbidae. The transcript has 2 exons. Gene Ontology annotation, cellular component: endoplasmic reticulum; membrane. Gene Ontology annotation, biological process: lipid homeostasis. The record is from RefSeq and is a predicted model, not a curated record. Bases 174 to 1061 code for a protein of 295 amino acids.